AUGAUUGAGGAAAUUGAAGUGGAGAAACUUAUUUCCAAGACCGAAGUCAAGGAUGACAUUGAUGUUCUCAUCAAUAUCAUAUGUCAACUUGUAGACCGUCAGGACGAGGAAAUCCUCGCCGACGAAGGACGGGUCACAACCCAGAUUCCCGAUCCGUCCAUUCACUGCAAAUACUGGGAGUCAUUUGGAGUCCCAGCCAUUAUCACGGCAAUCGAGAAGAAAUAUGCCAACGCGAAGAAGAUGGAUAUCCCAAAGGAAUUUCUGACUUCAAAGGAAACCAAAAUGAGCGAUUACAAGCAAAUCACCGUCAAGGAUAUCAUUGAUUUUGUCAAGGGAGACCCUAAAACUUUCCCCAAGGGCCUGGACACUCCAGUUCUAAGUGGGGACAUGGAAUGCAACUACACGCACGGAAAACAUGAAAUUCAGUUCAUGAAGAAGGAUGAUGUCCUCAAGGAGAAUGUCGUGUGUCUUGGCUACGAGAUGCAUGAAAACAUCUAUGAAUAG
Molecule: messenger RNA, 504 nt
Organism: Cylicocyclus nassatus
Lineage: Eukaryota; Metazoa; Nematoda; Chromadorea; Rhabditida; Strongylidae
Source: the annotation of a GenBank genome assembly